AUGGGCACUGAUAGGCAGCACUGAUGGGCACUAAUGAAGCGGCACUGAUAGGUAGCACUGAUGGGCAAUAAGUGAAUAGCUGGUUGCAGGGGUGGACUGAAAACUUAUGGGGUCCCCGGGCAAUAGGGGAUCAUGGGGCCCUGUGUACUUGCCCAAACUCAAAAAAGCCUAUGAAAAAGGUACCAGGGGCAUCUCAUGGGGCCCCCUACUGACCCCGGGCCCUCGGGCAGUGCCUGAGUUUCCAAAUGGUCACUCCACUCCU
Molecule: messenger RNA, 262 nt
Organism: Staurois parvus
Lineage: Eukaryota; Metazoa; Chordata; Amphibia; Anura; Ranidae
Source: the annotation of a GenBank genome assembly